AUGUCGCAAAAUAUUCCGAUAGAUAAAGAUAAGAAGGUAGCAGCAGCUCCGCGUUUGAGCGGUUCCAUCGAUAGGGAUGCUUCAUCUUUAGAACAAGAACCAUCGAAGAUUUUUGUAAAAACAAAACCCAAGACUUCUGUAACUCCAUCAUUAGUCUCCGUUUUGUCUCGAGGUAGAUCUAUCAGAUCCAAUACAUCACGUACUACACCUAAUCUUUCGGCCGCUAGUGAUGGAGUUGAUGCUAACGCAUUGUUGCUCGAAAGUAUGAAAAUGCAGAAUAUGCAUAUACUGGAAUCUAUGAAAAUACAGAAAGAGCAGGCAACUAAAGCCCUAGAAAUGCAGAUGGAAUCUAUGAAACUACAGAAGGAGCAGGCAGAGGAAGCUUUGGAAAUGCUAACAAAGGCUAUAAUUCGAGUUAUGGAUAAGCAACAAAGCUCAUCUCGAACACAGCUAUUGUCGGCUAAUACGCUGACAGCAGCCUCUAGAGAUGUUAUUACCGCAAUUCCUGGAGCUUCUAAAGCUCAAGUUUCGAUCUUUGCCCGCACAGCUGUUGUAUGCUUACGACUCUGA
Messenger RNA from Didymodactylos carnosus, 570 nucleotides. The record is from the annotation of a GenBank genome assembly. NCBI's taxonomy places the organism in Eukaryota, Metazoa, Rotifera, Eurotatoria, Philodinida, Philodinidae.